This is a messenger RNA of Olea europaea var. sylvestris, 859 nucleotides long. RefSeq names its product 60S ribosomal protein L9-like. Gene Ontology annotation, cellular component: ribosome; cytosolic large ribosomal subunit. The coding region runs from base 79 to 663 and encodes 194 amino acids. Gene Ontology annotation, molecular function: structural constituent of ribosome; rRNA binding. Gene Ontology annotation, biological process: cytoplasmic translation. The transcript is spliced from 3 exons. The record is from RefSeq and is a predicted model, not a curated record. NCBI's taxonomy places the organism in Eukaryota, Viridiplantae, Streptophyta, Magnoliopsida, Lamiales, Oleaceae.
ACAUAGUCUUCCCUCCUCCCUGAUUAGGGUUUUUAGUUCUCUAUUCUUUCUAUCUGACUGAGAUUUCAGAGUGUAAAAAUGAAGACAAUUCUCUCGUCGGAAACCAUGGAUAUACCGGAUGGAGUGAAGAUCAAGGUGAAGGCAAAAAUGAUCGAAGUGGAAGGUCCUCGGGGCAAGUUGACCCGGAAUUUCAAGCAUUUGAAUCUGGAUUUCCAGUUGAUUAGCGAUGAGGCUACUGGUAAGAGGCAAUUGAAGGUCGAUGCCUGGUUCGGGUCCAGGAAGACUUCCGCCGCCAUCCGCACGGCGCUCAGCCACGUUGAUAAUCUGAUAACCGGUGUUACUAAGGGAUACCGUUACAAGAUGCGGUUUGUGUAUGCUCACUUUCCGAUCAAUGCUUCGAUCACUAAUGGCAGCAAGUCCAUUGAGAUCCGUAACUUCCUUGGCGAGAAAAAGGUGAGGAAGGUGGAUAUGCUUGAAGGGGUUUCAAUCGUCCGUUCUGAGAAGGUUAAGGAUGAAUUGGUUUUGGAUGGGAAUGACAUUGAGCUUGUUUCUCGAUCUUGUGCUUUGAUAAACCAGAAAUGCCAUGUCAAGAACAAGGAUAUCCGGAAGUUCCUUGAUGGUAUCUAUGUUAGUGAGAAGGCAACCAUCGUUGAGGAAGAAUGAGUAGUUAAGUUGUAGGAAUAUAUCCAUUGAUGGUUUCAUUCUGGCCUUCAUCACCAGGUUUAUGUGGAGAAUUCUUGUAGACAUGCUUGGAAUUUUGAUUUUACAAUUUUGUACUAUGAAAUUUCAAGUUGAAAGUAUCUUGGUUGGUUAUGGAUAUAAUUUUCCAGUUAAAUCAAUUUACUUCUUGUUCUGGGCA